AUGCUGAAGGUAUGGUUGCGUGAACCGCACCAGAGUGAUGAUGAGGCAAUAAAACUUAUGGUUGAUGAAGAGGCUGAUGUUUCCGACGUGCUUUUGAAGGCUCCAGAACUUCUUCGAGUGCAACAGCUUAAACCUUCAGAGAUUCGGGCAGAGUUCGAGGAUACUGUACUCUCCAAUCGCUUACUUGUCUCAAGUGUUUUUGAGGGAAAAAAAGAGGGUACAUUUGUUAUCCGACCAAGACCCGGUGUAGUUGUUCCUCCGAAUGGCGUGCCGAAGGUUUCCUCUGUUCCAGCAGGACGUGGCGGUGAUGGAAAGAAUGCGCCUCCCUUGGCUCAAAACAAUGUUCAUCCACCUCCUUCGUCAAGAAGAAACCAAUUUGAUAAGAGUCCCAGAGUAAAUUCUGAGGAAUUUAAAAGGACUGGAUCACUUGGUGGAGAUCGCAGAAAGCCACCAGUCGCUAGAAGCACAAGCCGGGGACCGACGCCACCCCGAAUUGUUGGUGAGGGUACUCCGAGAGAUGGAAAGGCAAAUUUUGAUGUUCAUCAAAAGGAAAGAAACAUAACAAGUAGGAAAUCGACCCCUAACCGAGGUACCUCCGUUUCCAGUUUUGAUCGACGACCAGCAGUACGUUCUCGGUAUAGGGACCCAAAGAAUGUGGCAUCUCGUUUUCGUCAAGAGGCAGAGAAAGUGCGGGUGCCCUCCAAGAGAAACCAGGUGGAUGCUGUAUGUGAUAGUUUUAAACCCCAAUGGGGGAAAGCCCCUCUGUGCUACCCUGUAACCAUCUAA
Trypanosoma cruzi is the source of this 786-nucleotide messenger RNA. RefSeq lists its product as uncharacterized. The record is from RefSeq and is a predicted model, not a curated record. The transcript has a single exon. The coding region runs from base 1 to 786 and encodes 261 amino acids. NCBI's taxonomy places the organism in Eukaryota, Euglenozoa, Kinetoplastea, Trypanosomatida, Trypanosomatidae.